GGAUUGUACGGCACUGCAAAGAGAGGAAGGCGUCUUCCGAAGGCCCUUUCGGCUUCGACAGAUAGCGACAAGGAAGUAAAUCCAACACAUUUUUUGUAACAUAGUUUUGUGCAUUUUCUCAAACGCUGUAUAUCAUGGCAGAAGACACAGAAUUGGAGAAACGGGCAGUGGAGGAGUUACUGAAGGAGGCCAACAGAGCUCGGGUACGAGCGGAGACCAUGGGCCCUGCAGGCUGGAUGAAGUGUCCUCUACGCAGCACCAACAAGCGUUUCCUCCUAAACACCCUCCGCAAUUCGGGUUCGCAACAGCAUCGCCACUCCAACUCACCGUCGCGUGAGAGUCAAAGGUCAAAGAGCACGGCCCCCAGGAGAACCCCGCCUGCAGAUCCCAGAGCCGAAAGCGACCGUGCGGACCGGAGGAACAGCAGCCACCAAGUCAAAGACAGAGAAGACAAACGGAAAGACUGCCGUUAUCACCACCACAGAGAGGCUCUUCCUAAAGCACACACUAGAGAACCUCCAUCUGAGGGAAUUUCAUCCCAGAGAAGUCGCUACGUGUCCAGGGAUUACAGUGACUCUCACGGUGGUGUCUACUCCGCCCACUCUUACCGUUCCCCCCGGUCAGGCCAUGCCUCUAAGGGCCCCCGCCAGCGCUCCCGGUCGCCAGUCAAGGACUCACCUCGUGGGAGGGCCCAUCGCUUCUGACGUCACUUAUUCCGUCUCACACAUGGACAACUUUUACUAACUUGGGGCAGAAAGCAGGCCUACAGACCACUCACUCACUGGCAGAGAGAUCAAAUACAGGAAGAAAAGAUUAAUUGAGACAGGAGAAUGAGAAGGAGGUAUAAGGGAACAUUCACCUAUGUCUCAGGAAAGCACCUAAACAUUUAAUGGAUAAAUACUGUUCCACUUUCUUUUUUACAAAUGUUCUCUUAUUAGAUAUAUUUAAAUAAUGUCGGACUGGCGGUGUUUGUGGUUUUAAGAUAUCUGUAAAUGAUUUGUUUAUUAAAGCCAAGUCAACAGUAAUCAGGAAGUAAACAGUUUGAGGUCCAGUGUUUUAAUGUGUAUUUCAUAUUACAUUGUAUCAUAUUAGGACACAGUGCAUAGUGAGUUCCUUAGUCUUCUCAUAUACAUUUUUUAUGUUUUUUGAUCAAUUGUUACAAGACCCUAAAAAAAGUUAAUAGCACUUAUUUAGUAGCCUACUUUUUGUCAUUUUGUUGUUGUGCAGUAAUUUUUAAGGUAUUAGUAGUAAUUUUACACAAUUACACAGUUGCUUGAAAAUGGUUUCAGGAUUUUUUUUCUAAACUAAAACGAGUUUGAUUUCAAUUAUAAAGUCGUUAGCAUUCUUUUGUCAUUACUAGCCGUUAGUAAUGUUUGCAUAAGCUAUGGCUGUCGCCAGUAGGUAAGCAGUUUUAUCAUGUCUCCCUCUUUUUGACAUCUAUAUGCACUUUAUCAGAAACGGCUUUGUUUGUGAAUAAGGAGAAUAAGGUGCCGUAUCAUUGGCACUCCUUAGGUUCCUUAGUUCCUUUUUAUUGCAGUGCUGGGAAAACAUUGGAUGAUUUAAUAAAAAAUAACAUGUUCACCUCAAA
Messenger RNA from Osmerus eperlanus (European smelt), 1588 nucleotides. Its product is annotated as protein POLR1D-like. Lineage: Eukaryota; Metazoa; Chordata; Actinopteri; Osmeriformes; Osmeridae. Bases 135 to 704 code for a protein of 189 amino acids. The record is from RefSeq and is a predicted model, not a curated record. The transcript has 3 exons.